AUGGAUAUUUCCAGCAUCGGCGCCGGGGUUCUCAACGUGACCGACCGUUUCAACAAUCCAGACUCGCCGUCGCCACUAUACUAUUUGGAGGAUCGGAGCUCUUGGUACCACAAGCGCGCGAUUCUAUUUGUAUCUAUAUUCCUUGCCAUUUUCAUUGUACUGAUUCUUUGCGUCACCGUCUUUCUCCGCGAUCGCAACGUGAGUAUGAGCGAUGCGGGUGUUGAGGCAUUUGGCGACGGAGAUGAUGCAGAUUGGGAAGCAAAUCGGCACAGUGCGGUGCUGAAGAGUGCAAGGAACAAAAUGGAGCACAUUCCCCGCAAAUUUUCACGCGGUGUGCGAAGACGAUGGAAACGGCAUGGCUUGGCAAAAAAGCCCACCGUGCUCGAGGAAGACCACGAAAUGCCACCGGCACACCGCCCUGCACCAGGCUCGCCAGUCCCGAGCAUUGGCGCUACAGAGCCUGCGAUUGCGGGCGCGCUGGUUGUCUCAGCGCACGCAGACUCGGCGCCACAUGCGCAAGGUGUGCAAUCGGACAACUCUGCCGACGCCCGACUUUCCGACACUGCUCCUUUGCACAACGCACACACCCCGCUGGACCAGACUGAUGUCGAUGCCGUGGACGUAAUGGAGCAUACACAUGUGGUACAGCCCACUCCUCCAGCAUACGCUACGCAAGCACCGCCGCUUUUGAACAUUGCCGUGCCCAAUACGGGAAAACUAGAUGGCGCGGCAACGUUUGCGUCAGACGCGCCGCCAAGCAUGGACACGAACACUUCCACUGCACACGUCGCCACUGACGAGAAGUCUGCAUUCGACGCCCUUGUGCACGCGGCCAGUGCGCCGGCGAGCGCAGUCGCAAAUGCACUUCCAUCGGCGCCGCUGCCCGAUGCAGCGGAUGAAGGCGAUGUGCAUAGUACUGCUAAAGGCAAGCAGCGCGUCGAAUCGCCCAGCAGCCUACUUCCUGCACCACCCGAUGCUCCUACCAUGACUUUCACCGGCUUCGAUACAUUGCACGCUUCGCAAAAGGAGCAGGAAGCUGCGGAAGAGCGGGCUGCGCUUGGAGCGUUGCUUCCCUCGCAGCCAGGAGGUGAGCACGAUGCGGUUGUGCCACCGGUGUAUGUACCGACGGCGCCGACAUAUGACGCAGCCGCUCUUAACGAAUCCGCGGCGCCAUCUGCACCGGCCCUAACUGAACCACACCGAACAUCCCCGCCGCUUUGUUCCUCGGUACCCGACGCGCAAGAGUAG
Malassezia vespertilionis is the source of this 1248-nucleotide messenger RNA. RefSeq lists its product as uncharacterized. Lineage: Eukaryota; Fungi; Basidiomycota; Malasseziomycetes; Malasseziales; Malasseziaceae. Bases 1 to 1248 code for a protein of 415 amino acids. The transcript has a single exon. The record is from RefSeq and is a predicted model, not a curated record.